AUGGCCUUCACCAACAAAUCCUCCUACAUCGCGCUCGGCUGCGAAGGCUCCGCCAACAAGCUCGGCAUCGGCGUCAUCCUGCACACGCCCACGGCCACCACCAUCCUCUCCAACCUGCGCCACACCUUUGUCUCGCCGCCCGGCACCGGCUUCCUGCCCAAGGACACGGCCGCGCACCACCGCGCCCACUUUGUGCGCCUCGCCCGCGAAGCCCUCGCCGAAGCCAACAUCAUGCCCGCCGAAGUCGACUGCGUAUGCUACACGCGCGGGCCGGGCAUGGGCGCGCCGCUCACCAGCGUCGCCGUGGCCGCGCGCACGCUUUCGCUGCUGUGGGACCGCCCGCUCGUCGGCGUCAACCACUGCGUGGGCCACAUCGAGAUGGGCCGCUACAUCACCGGCGCCGAGAACCCCGUCGUGCUCUACGUCUCUGGCGGCAACUCGCAAGUCAUCGCCUACGCCGAGCAGCGCUACCGCAUCUUCGGCGAGACUCUCGACAUCGCCGUGGGGAACUGCCUCGACCGCUUCGCCCGCACCCUCGAGAUCAGCAACGACCCAGCCCCCGGCUACAACAUCGAGCAGCUCGCCAAGAAAGGCUCCAAGUUACUCGACCUCCCAUACACAGUCAAGGGCAUGGACUGCUCUUUUUCAGGCAUCCUGGCCUCCGCGGACGGCCUCGCCGCACAGAUGAAGGCCGGCGCCGACUUCACACCCGCCGAUCUGUGUUUCUCCCUCCAGGAGACUGUCUUCGCCAUGCUUGUCGAGAUCACCGAGCGCGCAAUGGCCCACGUCGGCAGCUCACAGGUCCUCAUCGUCGGCGGUGUCGGCUGCAACGAGCGCUUACAGGAUAUGAUGGGACAUAUGGCCCGCGAGCGUGGCGGCUCCGUCUACGCCACCGACGAGCGCUUCUGCAUCGACAAUGGCAUCAUGAUUGCCCACGCCGGCUUGUUGGCCUACGAGACGGGGUUCCGCACGCCCUUCGAGGAGAGCACAUGUACGCAGCGCUUCAGGACUGAUGAGGUCUUUAUUAAGUGGAGAGACUGA
Messenger RNA from Ilyonectria robusta, 1041 nucleotides. RefSeq names its product glycoprotease family-domain-containing protein. Lineage: Eukaryota; Fungi; Ascomycota; Sordariomycetes; Hypocreales; Nectriaceae. Bases 1 to 1041 code for a protein of 346 amino acids. The record is from RefSeq and is a predicted model, not a curated record. Gene Ontology annotation, cellular component: EKC/KEOPS complex; cytoplasm. Gene Ontology annotation, biological process: tRNA threonylcarbamoyladenosine modification. The transcript has a single exon.